Molecule: messenger RNA, 1869 nt
Organism: Myodes glareolus (Bank vole)
Lineage: Eukaryota; Metazoa; Chordata; Mammalia; Rodentia; Cricetidae
Gene: Bpi
Product: bactericidal permeability increasing protein
Biological process (GO): negative regulation of macrophage activation; negative regulation of interleukin-6 production; defense response to Gram-negative bacterium
Molecular function (GO): lipopolysaccharide binding
Source: RefSeq, a predicted model, not a curated record
GCCCCCACGGGUGCCUUCCUCCUUCCUCUUUCUACUACUGCCCUGCCCUUCCCCAGGCGGAUUCCUUAUAGGUCUCAGGUUCCCCUCCGAGGCCGUGAGGUCUGGGCUGCCCUGGAGGACAUGGCCUGGGCCCCUGACAACGUGCGGAAAUGGUCAACCCUGGCGCUGCUGGCCCUCAUGGGCACAGCCCUGACAGCGGCCAUCAACCCUGGCUUCUCGGCCAUAAUCUCCCAGAAGGGUCUGGACUUCGCAUGCCAGGAGGGUGUGACCGUGCUGCAGAAGGAGCUAGAAAUCAUCAAAGUUCCCAACUUCUCUGGAAUCUUCAAGACGAAGCAUCUGGGGAAAGGUUCCUAUGAGUUCUACAGUAUGACAGUGGAUGGAUUUCACAUCCCUAAUCCCCGGAUCAGUCUGCUACCCACGGACAGGCUCCAGCUGUCCAUCAAGGACGCCAGCAUCAAGAUCAGAGGGAGAUGGAAAUCAAAGAAGAACUUCCUCAAAGCCAGCGGCAAGUUUGAUCUGAGCAUCGAAGGCGUCUUCAUCUCUGCUGACCUGCAGCUGCACAGGAACCCCCCAGGCCGCCUCACUGUGGAAUGUUCUACCUGCAGCAGUUACAUUGACAGGAUUCAUCUCCAGAUCUCGGGCAGCAUGCUGGGGUGGCUGAUUCAGCUGUUCCACAAGAAAAUCGAGACUGCCCUGAGAAACAGCAUCUAUGAAAAGAUCUGCAGAGUUGUGACCAUCUCCGUGUCCACCAAGCUGCAGCCUUACAUCCAGACUCUUCCAGUGGUUGCCAGAGUGGAUGAAAUGGCCGCAAUUGACUACAGUCUGCUGAAUCUUAAAACCACAGAUGAGUUCCUGGAAGGGCAGCUAAAGGGGGAGUUUUUCUGGAGGAGACACCACGACCCACUCCCUAUUACCCCACCAGCAAUGAGUUUCUCCCCCAACAAGAGCUACAUGGUACAACUGGGCAUCUCCGACUACUUCUUUAACACUGCCGGGUUUGCAUAUCAAGAAUCUGGAACAUUGCAAAUGACCCUGAGGGACCAAAUGUUGCCAAAGGAUUCCAAAUUCCGACUGAACACCGAGUUCCUUGGGACCUUCCUGCCCAAGGUGGCCUUGAAGUUCCCCAGCGCAGAGGUGCAGCUGCUGCUCUCCGUUUCCUCACCUCCACACCUGAGCAUCCAGCCCUCAGGCCUCUCACUCGACCCUGGCCUGGAGGCCCAGGCCUUUGCUGUGCUCUCCAACUCCUCCCUGGUCCCUCUUUUCCUGGUUCACAUGAACACAACCGCCUCUUUGGAAGUGGACGUUGAAGCAGACAGGCUUGUUGGAGAGAUGAAGCUAGAAAAGCUGACGCUGGAACUGAAGCAGUCUGACUUCGGCUCCUUUAAGGUGGAGCUGCUGCAGACUGUCAUAAGCUACCUCAUGCCCACGCUAGUGCUGCCCAAGGUCAAUGAGAUGCUGCGUAAAGGUUUCCCUUUGCCUUUGCCCGCUGGGGUCCGGCUCGACAACCCCGUGUUUCAGUUCUACCAGAAUUUCCUGGUGCUUGGAGCAGAUGUCCACCGGACCUGAGAGAUCACCACAGGCCCUGGGCCUGGGAGCCCUGCAGCUGCUCCCAAGGGGGCCACUGCACUCACAAGACAUCCUGCUCCAGGAAUCCUUUAGUCUUUGGCCCUGAACCCCAGCCCCUUGCUCACUUCCCCAAGCUCGGCUCUAGAAAUCACCCAAGCCAGUGGAAGUUGAGCACAGGAAAAGAGGGAGGUUUGUACGCCAGGGCUCCUUGCCUCUUUCACUGCGGCCCCUCCAGCACCGGCCUUUCUGCUGGAACUGUGACAUUACUUUGGACUUUGCAAAAGCACCUGUGUUUUUCCUGCA